Messenger RNA from Metarhizium acridum CQMa 102, 1089 nucleotides. RefSeq lists its product as uncharacterized. NCBI's taxonomy places the organism in Eukaryota, Fungi, Ascomycota, Sordariomycetes, Hypocreales, Clavicipitaceae. The record is from RefSeq and is a predicted model, not a curated record.
AUGGCGCACAUUGUACCAAAUCUUUUGCUCGCCCGACUGCGUCGAAUGCCCUUGACACCUGAAAACCGCGAAACGCCAGAGCCUCGACCGUCCGAUAAGACCGAUGCUGACGAUGGAACCUACCACCCCAACCCCAUUGACAUUGUCGUCGUGCGCAUUAUGCUCACCCGCUCCGUGAAAUUGCCACCUGACUUGGUUGAUGCCAUUUUCGACUAUGCUGAAUACUGGGCUCAUUCUACCAACGCGAUCGACUACCAGGCAGAACAACAAGAACCUCUGCGAAUUUAUGGUUCUUCUCGGACUGAAGAUAAAUUUCUGCUUCGCUCUUACCCAGUAGGGUUGACAGGUAUCAAAGGCCAGGACACCCUGUCCAAAGAGUUGGCCUACGAUACCCAAGAGGCGACACCCCUACCCAGAGAGAAGGACUGCGAUGCCAAAUAUUUUGCGAAAUUAGCAAAAUACCCAACCCCUCGACUGCUUAACCCAGUGCGCAAAGUCGUCUAUAAGAUUAAAAGCCAUGAUCAAGGGUGGGCUGGUGGAGAUUACGGGGACAAGGGAACGUACAAGGCGUCAUGGACUUGGUUUGAAGCUGGACUAGAAAAGUUUGAUGCAGCACAAACAAGCGAUGCGCAGAGUACGCGUAAUGUACCACAAGAAACGCCCAAAUCAGAUAGUUCCGCUCUCCCUGUGCGCGCACUCCGGGCGGUUUAUCCACACAUUGAGCGAUUGCCAAAGAGUGACGAUGAAAACAAGGAGAAUGAGGACGACAACGAAAGUCAACCCGAGGCGAAAUAUAAAUACGUACAUCCUCUUGAGGGCCAGCCUGAAUGGGAAAUCCAGCGAAAUUUGAGGGCAACAGGUGAUUGGCAAGAACACGUCGUCACCUGGUCAUAUCUGGAUGAUAUCAAGGCGGAUUCAGAUGCCGGCAAGGCGCUCGAGGAUCAAGGACGUGGCCGGGCAACUGGCGAUGGAUCAUUCGUUCGAAGCUUAGUCUUGGGCGAUGUCAUUACCAUCUGGGGCAAGGCGAGAUUUCCAGCAUGGGUGAACAAUGUGGAUAGUGUCAAAGUUGAAGUAUACUGGGCUGUUUGA